Miscanthus lutarioriparius is the source of this 594-nucleotide messenger RNA. The record is from the annotation of a GenBank genome assembly. NCBI's taxonomy places the organism in Eukaryota, Viridiplantae, Streptophyta, Magnoliopsida, Poales, Poaceae.
AUGAGAAUCAGGGAUACAGGUAUGGCUAUUGAUUUGCUUCAUAUUCACAGAAUCCUCUCCACCCUGUUGGAGAUAAAGGGAAUAAUCAUCUCGAGAUAUAUAAAAGGUAGAGAUAAUAUCCAGAAAAUAACCAAAUUAUUGCUGAAAGCUGGUGAGCAAAAGCUUUUAUGCGCCUUGGAAGAGCCAAUGGACAAGGACUCAAUUCGGAGAACAAUCAUGGAGCACGAUAAGGUCUUCAGACAGCAGGGAUCAAGGUCGAAUCUCAAGAGUAGUCCUUCUACCUCAGGGACAAAUCAAUCUACUCGCCUUGGUAAUGCACAACACUCAACUCCCCAGCAAGUACCUGAAGAUUUGAGUCUUCAUGAAUGCAAGCCAGUAAACUGCCUCAGCCUCUUUAGUGAAGAAAACUCAACAGUCAAAGAAAGAUUUCACAGGGAGAACCAUAAAUCACCUGAAGAUGAAAGUUGGAAUGCCGCUGUAGAGAGUGAUCUUGACCUCAAACUAAGCAUUGGCCCCAGUUCACAUUCACCAAAAAGACCGCACUGGCUAUUCUCGGGAAGCAGGAAAAGAAACCCUUCUGGUCAGCAUCGAUGA